GUUCAUAGCUCCAAAGGCAAGCUGCUAGAAAAUCCAGACAGAUAGUAUACUCAGAUUUCGAUCGAGUAUGGCAUCAUCAUCAUCAUCUUCAUCGUAUGAUCGCAUGACGUACAAUGUUUUCUUGAGUUUUAGCGGUGAGACACGAAAAUCAUUUUCCGAUCAUCUCUAUGCAGAUUUGAAGCAGGCUGGAGUUAACACCUUUCGGGAUGAUGACUCAAUCCAGAGAGGCGAGGAUAUUUCUGCUGAGCCGUCUAGAACCAUAGAGGAGUCGAGGAUAUCCAUCAUUGUAUUCUCAAAAGACUAUGCUGGAUCCCGAUGGUGUCUAGAUGAGCUUGUGAAGAUCAUGGAAUGUAAACAAAAGUUGAACCAAAUUAUUUUUCCCAUAUUCUACAAUGUUGAUCCUUCUGAGGUUCGCAAACAAACAAUCACUUUUGGUGAUGCAUUGACUCUACAUAGACAAGGAUUUGGAGAUCAAAAAGUUAAUGAGUGGAAAGAUACACUCACUGCAGCUGCUAACUUGUCCGGAUGGGAUUUGCAAACCAUGUCAAAUGGGUAAUCCUAACUCUUUUAAUUUCCUUUUAUUUGUUGAUAUUUGCCAGACACACUUACUCAUAUAAUAAAUUCAUAUUUAUGGUAAUUUUUUAAAGAAAAUUUUAUAAAUAAUUGAAGAAGAAGAAUCUGCAUCUUCUAACUGUGCUUUUUAAUUAAGUUUUAUA
Messenger RNA from Ipomoea nil (Japanese morning glory), 716 nucleotides. RefSeq names its product TMV resistance protein N-like. NCBI's taxonomy places the organism in Eukaryota, Viridiplantae, Streptophyta, Magnoliopsida, Solanales, Convolvulaceae. Gene Ontology annotation, biological process: signal transduction. The record is from RefSeq and is a predicted model, not a curated record. The coding region runs from base 68 to 556 and encodes 162 amino acids. The transcript has a single exon.